Molecule: messenger RNA, 642 nt
Organism: Laccaria bicolor S238N-H82
Lineage: Eukaryota; Fungi; Basidiomycota; Agaricomycetes; Agaricales; Hydnangiaceae
Exons: 6
Coding region: 1-642 (213 amino acids)
Source: RefSeq, a predicted model, not a curated record
AUGACAGUGGUGUGGGGACUCGGCUUGAUCGGAAUGACAGUGGUGUGGGGACUCGGCUUGAAAUCGAUGAGGGUAACAGGAGGGUCAAAGAAAAAGCUCACUUGUGGGGGUCUUCGAAUUUGCACAAGCCUGUUAACAUUUUUGAAGAAAGGGCUUUACUAUGCGACGAAGCAUUCGAGGCACUCACACGCCGUCCCUGCACAAAUUUCACACUCGACGCCCGCAGAAGUCAUGAAGUUCGUCUUCUCAAGGCCAAUUCUGAACUGCAUCAACGAUGGCAGCUGCGAGAUCGACGGAAGUUUCUGGAAAGGCACAGGGGCUUGGUUGAGGACUCGCCUCAUCGCAUUUAGGUCUUCCUCGCAGAUGCAUGCAAGAUAUUUCCACCUCAGUCCACGGCACCCUCAGUUCUCAGAGAUUCCAACUUUCGACCUCCGUCCUCCAGUAGCCACUGCCUUUGUUCCUCGUGUAAACCCGUCGAAUAGAGUAACUUCAACCCCUUUAGGAGCCACCGGAUCGUUGUCCAAGUUCACUCAUUCAAGUUAUUAUCCAUGUGCGCAGCAGUCGCGUAAAGCUCCCUUUGGUGGUGGCUACGAAAUUGCCAAAGCCAUCUCGGAAGCCCUUGUUUGUCAGAAAAAUCCGUGA